Molecule: messenger RNA, 3408 nt
Organism: Mucor mucedo
Lineage: Eukaryota; Fungi; Mucoromycota; Mucoromycetes; Mucorales; Mucoraceae
Product: nuclear export factor CRM1
Exons: 14
Coding region: 49-3261 (1070 amino acids)
Biological process (GO): ribosomal large subunit export from nucleus; ribosomal small subunit export from nucleus; protein export from nucleus
Cellular component (GO): nucleus; cytoplasm
Molecular function (GO): nuclear export signal receptor activity; small GTPase binding
Source: RefSeq, a predicted model, not a curated record
UUUUAAAAGUACCACCUUUCUCCCUUUUUUAAGUUAAAGUGUUAUAACAUGGCAGAAAGUAUUUUGGACUUUAGUAAAGAGCUGGACGUUGCACUUUUAGAUCAAGUAGUAAUGACCUUUUAUACUGGGUCAGGUACUGAUCAACAAAGAGCUCAACAGCUAUUAACCCAGUUUCAAGAUCACGAAGAAGCAUGGACUCGUGCCGAUGGCAUUCUCGAACACUCCAAAGUAACUCAGACAAAGUUUAUUGCCCUUACAAUUUUAGAAAAGUUUGUUCAAACUAGGUGGAAUACAUUACCGAAAGAUAGUCGAAAUGCUAUCCGUUACUUUAUUGUCAAUGUCAUUAUCAAGGUCUCUUCUGACGAGGCAACAUUAAAGAAAGAACACACUUAUAUAAACAAGCUAAAUAUGGUUUUGGUCCAGAUUCUGAAACAAGACUGGCCUCGUAAUUGGCCAUCAUUUAUUCCAGAAAUUAUCAGUUCAAGCAAGUCCAAUUUGACAUUAUGCGAAAAUAACAUGGCCAUAUUGAAGCUUUUAAGUGAAGAGAUUUUCGAUUAUUCUGCUGAACAAAUGACACAAUUAAAAACAUCCAAUCUUCGCCAAUCUAUCUGUAAUGAGUUCUCUGAAAUCUUUCGUUUGUGCAAAGAGGUUCUGGAAAAGGCAACAAAACCCAGUUUGAUCAAAGCAACUUUGGAGACUUUAUUGAGAUUUCUGAGUUGGAUCCCUCUAGGUUAUAUCUUUGAGACAGAUCUACUUCAGUUACUGGAAAGGUUCUUUGAAUCUCAAACAUAUCGAAAUGUCACGCUUAAAUGUUUGACCGAAAUAGGUAGUUUAUCAGUAGGAAGUAAUUACGGUCAAAAAGUCGUCUCUCUCUUUACGAGUGUCAUGACCACUGUGAAUAAUAUGAUACCUCCUAGUACUGAUAUUUGCGCUGUCUAUGAAAACAGUAGCGACGAUGAUCAGGAAUUUGUUCAAAAUUUAGCAUUAUUCUUGACCAGUUUCUUGGGUUCCCAUGCUAAGACAAUUGAAGAUUCACCAAAUAGCUACGAACUACUGAUUAAUUCACAUUGUUACCUUAUCAAAAUAUCUCGCGUAGAAGAUCGUGAAAUAUUCAAGAUUUGCUUGGAAUAUUGGGCUAAAUUAGUCAAAGAGUUAUUUGAAGAAAGAUUCAGAGAACAACUUGAAGAAUUUUCAUCUUCAGGUUAUGUUCAGGAUUCACCUAAUUCCAGACCAAGAAAAGAUUUAUACAAACAAGUCUUAUCUAGCUUACGUGUAGUGAUGAUUGAGAGAAUGGUAAAGCCAGAAGAGGUCCUGAUCGUCGAAAACGACGAGGGAGAAAUUGUUCGUGAAUCAAUGAAGGAGAGCGAUACCAUUGUUCUCUACAAGAGUAUGAAGGAAGUGUUGGUCUAUCUGACAAACUUUGAUGUAGCAGACACAGAAAACAUCAUGACCAUAAAAUUGGCGAAACAGAUGGACGGUAGUGAAUGGUCCUGGCAAAAUAUCAAUCAGCUUUGUUGGGCUAUCGGCUCUAUUUCUGGUGCCAUGAAUGAAGAUACAGAAAAAAGAUUCUUGGUCACUGUCAUCAAGGAGUUAUUGAGCCUUGUAGAAAUGAAGCGCGGAAAGGAUAAUAAAGCAGUAGUUGCAUCCAAUAUUAUGUAUACUGUAGGUCAAUAUCCUCGUUUCUUGAAAGCACAUUGGAAGUUUUUGAAGACUGUCAUCAAUAAGCUCUUUGAAUUUAUGCACGAGUCCCAUGAAGGUGUUCAAGAUAUGGCUUGCGAUACCUUUAUUAAAAUCUCUCAGAACUGUAAACGCCAUUUUGUAGUACAGCAGAACGGUGAAGUGCGACCGUUUGUAGAAGAAAUUAUUGAAGCUACAGAUCGAAUCACAUCAGAACUCUCUCCCCAGCAAAUACACACAUUUUAUGAAGCGGUUGGUUAUAUGAUCUCUGCACAAACAAAUGAAGUGGUGCAAGAAAGAUUAAUUUCAAAUUUUAUGGCUAUGCCGAACGCUGCGUGGAAUAGUAUCAUGGAAAGUGCAAGACAAAACAGUCAAGAACUAAAUAACCCAAAUCAGAUAAAAGUACUCUCCAAUGUCCUGAAAACCAAUGUGUCAGCAUGUCUAUCUGUAGGUCCUGGAUUUAUUCACCAACUGAGUCGAAUUUACAUGGAUCUCUUAACUUUAUAUCGAACCAUUGGCGCCAUUGUGUCACAGAACGUCACCGAACAAGGUCCGGUUGCGGUGAAAACUCCUAAAGUUCGCGGUUUAAGAACGAUUAAGAAGGAUAUACUUAGAUUGAUCGAUACUUAUGUCGAAUGCGCUAUUGAUUUGGAUACAAUUAAUAGAAACAUGAUUGAUCCUUUCUUUGAGGUGGUCCUGACUGAUUAUCGGAAUAACGUGGAUAUUGCCAGAGAUCAUGAAGUAUUGAAUGCAAUUGCCACCAUGGUUAUUAAAUUAGGGCCCAUGAUGACACCUCGUAUAGCUACUGUAUUCCAAGCUACAUUUGAGCCUACAUUGGAUAUGAUUACAAAGGACUUUGCCGAAUUUCCCGAGAUUCGUACUGGUUUUUACAACAUGUUACGCGCUAUUAACGCAAAGUGUUUCCCUGCCUUGCUUGAACUCGCUCCCGCACAAUUCAAACUGUUUAUUGAUAGUAUCGUUUGGGGAUUUAAGCAUACUAUGCGUGAUAUUGCAGAUAUUGGACUUGCUACAUGUGAAGAGAUUAUCAACAAUAUCAGUCGCUCAGACCCUAAUAUUGCAGGUGCAUUUUAUCAAGCUUACUAUUUGAGUAUACUCCAAGACAUUUUCUUUGUGUUAACAGAUCGUGAUCAUAAGAGCGGUUUCAAGGGACAGACAGAAGUUUUGGCUAGGUUAUUUAAUCUUGUUACAAGUAAUCAAAUCCAAGUACCCUUAUUUGAUCCUGCCCAGGUUUCAGAUGCUAAUAUGACCAACGCACUGUUCUUGAAGGAAUACGUAUCUGCUUUACUUCAGAAUGCAUUUCCCCAUCUGCAAAGCAAUCAAAUUAAAAUUUUUGUGAUGGCCAUGUUAGAAUACAAUACUACACCGCCCAAAUUCAAGUUGGAGGUACGCGAUUUCCUUAUUCAACUCAAGGAAUUUGCGGGUGAAAAUGCUGAAUUGUUCCUUGAGGAAAAGGAAGCCGAAAUGGAAGCAAAAAGACAGCGGGAAAGAGAGAAGGCGUUACUCAUUCCUGGUAUGAUUAAACCUUCAGAUCUGCCUGUCAUGGAAGAAGAUGAAGCACUUUAAUGUUUGUUUUUCUUUUUUUUACAGAUCUCUUUUUUUUUUAUAUGUCAGUCUUAAAUUACGGAAGAACCAAUAAGGAAGAACGAUUUAUUUUCGUAUGUAAAAUAAUAAAUUUAGACAUAUUACAAUUAGCUAUAGUUCAGUUAUGAU